This is a messenger RNA of Microthlaspi erraticum, 342 nucleotides long. Lineage: Eukaryota; Viridiplantae; Streptophyta; Magnoliopsida; Brassicales; Brassicaceae. The record is from the annotation of a GenBank genome assembly.
AUGCUGUUCAGCAAAGAACCAGGGAAGGUGCAAGGAAUGGUAGUGUUGACUCGUGAGUGCAGUGCAAUCAUUCAGCGGAAGGUCAUCUCCGACAAAAAGGAAGAUCCGGGGAGUUUCACUUUGCCUGCAUAUAGAUCGAUAAGGUUACCAACUGGAAUGCUUGAAGACCUGCCUUUGAGAAUAGGGAAUGUAGAGAUCCCCACCGACUUCAUUGUGCUUGAAAUGGAUGAGGAACCAACAGAUCCAUUGAUACUAGGAAGGCCAUUCCUAGCUACAGCAAGAGCAAUGAUAGAUGUCUGUGAAGGCACAAUUGAGCUAAACUUGGGAAAGGACCUAAGAUGA